This is a messenger RNA of Eufriesea mexicana, 1119 nucleotides long. RefSeq lists its product as uncharacterized. The coding region runs from base 1 to 1119 and encodes 372 amino acids. The record is from RefSeq and is a predicted model, not a curated record. Lineage: Eukaryota; Metazoa; Arthropoda; Insecta; Hymenoptera; Apidae. The transcript is spliced from 2 exons.
AUGAGUGGAAAAUUAAAAAUUUAUAUUAAUUCACAAGAAACUACAAUUUCUAAUUCAUUAAGAACCCGUUCUGUUCCUAGCGUCAAAACUACAUGUUGUGAAUUAUUCUUAAGCUGCUUUAGAAUUAUUCAUAAAAGAAAAUCUAUUAAGAACAUUAUGAACAAUAAUGUUAAAGAAUACGAUUAUGUUGUUGAAAAACUCAUUGUAAAUCGUGUACCUUUUAUUCUCUUUUCAAUACCAAAAAGCACUGUAGAAUGUAAAAUCAAUUCUAAAAGUAAAAGAAAUUCUAAUAACAACGUCCUAGAAUCACUAACAAAAUUAAAUACCAUAUAUUCACCAGAAACUCAAUCAUUAUUAUAUUAUUCUGAUAGAUUUGAUCAAAAUAUUUUAUCUCUGAAUACUGCUAACAAGUGUUCACAUUUCAAUACAAAUACAGCUAUAUUGAAUGAAAAAAUUAAAAAAUGUACAUUAUUCAAAGGUUAUCAUACUAAAAUAACUGAAUUUAUGAAUGUUAUAAGUAAUUUAUGUUUAGAUUUGGAAGAACAUGAAAAACUACCAAAGGAUCCGUGUUUUUUUAAUAUAAUAAAAAGUAUGAAUGUUAUAUCUACAAAAAUGUCUCUUAAAGGAUUUUUAAAGAGAAAUAAUCAUCAUGAGAAGGAAAAAGCAUUUAAAUCACGAAUUUUUAUUCAAGAACCAUUUUUAAAGAAAAGAGGGCAUGGUAAUACAGAAUCAUCUGAAAUUAAGCCAAGAAAUAAACACGAAAUUUAUAAUGUGAAACAAAUGGAAUAUGUAUCAUUAAAUGAUUAUCAAGAUAACUUUGUUUCCAAAAAUAAAAAGCCCAUUGCCAAAUCUGUUCAUGAAAUUUCUUACAAUUCUGCAAAUUUUGUGAAAUCAAUUAUUAAUAUACAUUCAAUUAAUGCUGAAGAUAAUAAACCAAUUAAUAAUCACUUGAAAUAUAAUCAUCAAUUCUUGAUAAAUCGUACUAAAAUAUUAUCUGAAAAUAUUGCAAACAGUAAUCCAUUAAUAUUAAGAUGGAAUAUCAUUAUAAAGCAUUAUAAAGGAAAAACAUAUUCUUCUAAUAUUUCUCAGAAAAUGAAUAAAUAUUUCAAUAUAAAUUAG